Linum tenue is the source of this 2946-nucleotide messenger RNA. The record is from the annotation of a GenBank genome assembly. Lineage: Eukaryota; Viridiplantae; Streptophyta; Magnoliopsida; Malpighiales; Linaceae.
CUUGCUAAAUUGGUAAUCUCGUAUAAACUCGUUUGACAUCCUUGGCUCCUUGCUUCAAAGUCCCAAGCCCUAGUUUCGCGGUGAACCAGCAAAAACUAACGCACUCUCUCUUGCUCGCUCUUCCCACCUCACCGUCGUUUGGCUCGGAAGCUUGGACCGUGCAAUUUCACUAGCUCUGGCACUGCAAUCUGUAAACAGCUCUCUCUCUCGAUUCUCAACAUCAACUUACUGCAUUCUUGCGCGCCCUUGCCACUCUGUGUUGUUCCUGAUUUUCAUUUCCGGGAAGACCCAAGAGAAUCCCCUGGAAGAAACUUGAAUCAUGGCAUGCUCAAGCGCACCAUUCGAUUCUUCACGAUCUCAUCGGAUAGUGUAAUUGAGAUUUGAGACGCGAGAAACAAGUUUAGCUUUUAGAGCUAUACCGGUUUUUUAUGCCCUUUCAGUUCUUAGUCGAAGUAACUCACCCUCCUCAACCAAAGUACCCUGCACCUGCACGAUGAAGCGGGUGUGCAACUCCAGCCCUGAUAGAAUCACUGACCUUCCUGCCCACGUGAUACAGUGCAUUCUAGUGUUCUUACCCAUUAAAGAUGCCACCAAAACUAGUGUCUUGUCAAGGAAAUGGAGGCAUCAAUGGAGAAGUAUUCCUCAACUUGUGUUUGAUGAUGGUUUUGUUGAAAUCCGUGAAGAGACUGAAUCUGAACGGAGUUUGAUGAAUAAGCAACAAGUUCUUUUGAACAUUUACAAAUCUCUGCUUCUUCGGGAUGGGCCAAUAACCAAGUUUGUGCUUUCAAUACCUAGAUUAAACCCCUGCCAUGAGAUUGACCUAAUCGUUCUUUACCUUUCUAGCAAAGGUGUUCGACACUUAACUCUAGUGUUUUCCCGUAACUCAGACGAGUAUCAGAUGCAUUCUUCCUUGUUUUCUGCACUUCACUUGAAAUCCCUGAAACUUAGGUCUUGUGAAGUUACACCACCAUCUUGGUUUGUUGGCUUUAGUAAGCUUACCCAUCUUGACUUGAAUCGUGUUACAUUGCCGUGUGAUUUCUUCAAGGAUUUCCUUCCAAAGUGCCCCCUGCUUGAAUCUUUAAGCGUAGUAGAUUGUGAUGGUCUUGAAGGUAACCUUGAUAUUGUGGCUCCGUUUCUCAAAUCCUUCACCUUGGUGGUGGAUUUCUUGGAUAUCUGCUUUAGCUUCAAAUCUACUCCACUCCUGUCAUACGUCGUACUUGAUUGGAAUGAUGAUUGUACUGAUGGUGGCGUACCUGAUAUGGUGUCCUUAUUUGCAUCUCUGCCUGCACUCCAGCAGUUCCAUGUUAACUAUGAAAUCCUGAAAAACUUUGCUGGAGGUGGUAGGAACGUGCCCGCCAGGCUUCCUACUCUUCACUUGUUAGAAGUCUUUGACAUGAAGCAUGUUAUCUUUGAUGUUUCUGGGAUGGAGCGUGUUUUUGUUUGUUUAAUCAUGAGUUCCCCCAACUUGUGUUCGCUCACAAUUCAGGUGAGCACUCUCCAACAACACGAUCAGCUGGCAGGCAAUGAAGUUAGCAGCUUAUGGAGGUCGUUGGAAGCAGAGGACUGCCCUGGAUCUUCUCAUUGCCUUCAGCAGCUCAGGGAGUGCAGAAUUGUGGAUAACUGUGCUACACUGGCUGAGCUGGACCUUAUGAGGUUCAUCCUAGCCACUGCCCCUUUACUUCGGUCGAUUCAUAUUACUCCUUAUCAUAAACUGGGCACCAAGAAGAUUAUGAAAUGCAUGAAGGAGGUGAUGCAAUAUACCCGUAUUUCUAAAGAAGCUAAGGUUGUGUAUGACUGGAAUGAUGAGGAGGAUUGACACCUUCAUGCAGAUAGCAUAGCUAACUAUGAGUUGUGACUUCCAUUAGAUGUGAUAUUCGAACUUGAUAAGAUCAUUAGAAUUUUGGUUUCCUUAUUAUUUGUAGAAAAGCCUACUGGGUUGCUGUAACUCAUUCGUGCUAUGUAUGUAGUAAUAUGCAUUGUGGUUGGUUUUCUGGUAGUAUCUUGCUCGAGUGAAAAUAUUCCCACCAGGAUUCCUUAUCCGCUUUCAAUGGAUCUAUGAACUUUAUAAAUUUGCAAAUCUAGCCCGACUUUGGUUCCUCCACAAAUGCUCUUGCAACUCGAUCUCUGCCUCUAGAAGAUCAGCCUGUUAAUAAUGAAGCCAGCAAACUUAGUUUUUUUUGGAAACAGAGGACUGCUCUAGAAGAUCAGUCGACUCUCAGGUCGCACUCGUACUACCUCAGAAAAGAGAUGUUCCCUCUGAAACAGAAGAAAUACAUCUUGCUUUCUCCACUGACCACUGCUGAGUCCCUUACUUCCCACCAUACUUGAAUACUUCCUUGGGUCUGUUACUACAUAGUACAUACAUUCAUCAAGUAUUGCUCAGAACCUUUUUAACAAACAUAAUUUUGCCUAAACCUAAACCUACCACUACUGCUUCACCGAAACUAAACCACUUUCCUAAACCCAAAACUAUCGCUCCCAUUAUCCAUCUCCCAGUUCCCAAAUGCAAGAACCCCACGCAGGACAAGAUCAGGGAGCGACUCUGCGAGGCCCUAUGCAAGGUUGCCCGGUGAAGUAUCCCCCAGAGCUCUUCAGGAAUCGUUGACAUGUGAAGCUAUGGAAGUGUUUCUGGCAUCAAUUGCAGCUGAGGAAUAUGGCUCAAUGGCAUCUGCACUUAUUGAAAUGGGUGCUACAAAGAAAGAUGUUGACACCAAGGCCUUUGCAAGAGGCUUGGAAAAGAUGUUUUCUUCUAUACAGGCAAGCAUUGCUCCAUUUUUCAGCUGAGUAUUAUCGCCUAGAGUUCAUGAAUUUAGUGGCAACAGCUAGGGAUCCUAGUACAAACGCAACCGCUGUUGCUGCCAAUGUAGUCCUUGUUUUCUUGAUGUGGUAUGUAGAAUGGAGAUUGAAGAUGUGGAACUUGAAACUGCCCUUACGAUAUUAACUGGA